AUGAAGUACACAACUCUUUUCGCCGCCGCCGCGGCUGUCUUCGCGAAUAGCGUCAACGCUGGUGUCGUUGGUGCCGCCCAGGGUUUUGCUAAGGGUGUGACCGGUGGUGGUAGCGCCGCUGAGGUCUACCCCAAGACCAAUGACGAGCUGGUCUCGUACUUGGGCGACAGCCAGCCCCGUGUCAUUGUUCUCGACAAGAUCUUCGACUUCACUGGAACUGAAGGCACCGAGACCACCAGCGGCUGCAGUCCGUGGGGUACAGGCAGUAAGUGCCAACAGGCCAUUAACAAGGACAACUGGUGCAACAACUACGAGCCCAAUGCUCCCAAGGUCUCUUCCAUCACUUAUGACAAGGCCGGUGUCCUCGGUAUCACUGUCAACUCGAACAAGAGUCUUGUCGGCAAGGGCUCUGCUGGAGGUAUCAAAGGAAAGGGUAUCCGUAUGGUCAGCGGUGCCAAGAACAUCAUCAUCCAGAACAUCGCUAUCACUGAUAUCAACCCUAAGUACGUUUGGGGUGGUGAUGCUAUCACCCUUAACAACGCUGAUCUCGUCUGGAUUGAUCACGUUACCACUGCCCGCAUCGCUCGUCAGCACAUUGUCCUUGGCACCCAGGCCGAUAACCGCGUCACCAUCUCCUACAACCUGAUCGACGGCCGUUCCGACUACUCCGCGACUUGUAACGGUCACCACUACUGGGGAAUCUAUCUGGAUGGUUCUAACGACAUGAUCACGAUGAUGGGCAACUACUUCUACUACUUGUCCGGUCGUAUGCCCAAGGUUCAGAGCAACACCCUUCUUCACGCCGUUAACAACCUCUUCCACAACAUUGAGGGCCACGCUUUCGAGAUUGGCCAGGGUGGCUAUGUCCUGGCUGAGGGUAACGUUUUCCAGAACGUCGACACCGUGGUUGAGUCCCCCUACCAGGGCGCCCUGUUCAGCUCCCCCGACGCCAACACCAACAAGCUCUGCCAGUCCUACCUUGGCCGUUCUUGCCAGCUUAACGCUUUCGGAUCCUCCGGCUCCAUGAGCGGCUCCGACACCAGCAUCCUUAGCAAGUUCCAGGGCAAGAACAUCGCCCCUGCCAAGGCACCUACCAACAUUGCCGCCUGGACCAUGGCUAACGCCGGUGUUGGCCACGUCUAA
Molecule: messenger RNA, 1143 nt
Organism: Aspergillus brunneoviolaceus CBS 621.78
Lineage: Eukaryota; Fungi; Ascomycota; Eurotiomycetes; Eurotiales; Aspergillaceae
Product: polysaccharide lyase family 1 protein
Exons: 5
Coding region: 1-1143 (380 amino acids)
Molecular function (GO): pectate lyase activity
Source: RefSeq, a predicted model, not a curated record